AUGAAGUAUUAUUGUUUUCUUUCUUUUUGCAUUGUGUCGAUUAUCAUUUGGUUACUCCCAAUCGAAGUAGUGUAUGAGAAGAAGCAAACCGAAAAGGUCAAAUUUUUUCUAGAAGACUACUGGGGCUGUGAUUGCAAUGAUAAUAAUUGCGAGCUUUGCCAACUUGGAAAUCAUUGUACUUUAAAUGAAGAUUGCGCGUUCGAAGGAUGCCAUGGUGAUCAAAGCGCUUGUAUGCCUUGUGCCAGUGACUAUGAUUGUAAUGAUGGGUUCAGAUGUAUGAUUGAAGCUGGAGUUUGUAUAUGCAAGCCGAAAAAUAAUGCAUGGUUGUGCUGGGUUGGUGAUCCUUGCGUCAAUAACAAAGAUUGUGAGACCGGGACAUGUUCUGCUGGCAUUUGUGUGCCUUGCUAUAAUGAUAAUGAAUGUGAUCCCGGUAAUGAGUGUUUAGAUGGAUUUU
Dentiscutata erythropus is the source of this 454-nucleotide messenger RNA. The record is from the annotation of a GenBank genome assembly. NCBI's taxonomy places the organism in Eukaryota, Fungi, Glomeromycota, Glomeromycetes, Diversisporales, Gigasporaceae.